AUGACCGCCAUCGCCGAAAGCAAUCUAUUCAAGCCUAUUAAAGUAGGCAAUGUUGAACUUUCCAACAGACUAGUGGGACUACCCACUACUAGAUUCAGAAAUAGUCCUGAACAUGUUCCCACAGAUGCCAUGGAACAAUUGUACAUUGACAGGACCAGGGAUGCCGGUUCUUUGAUAAUUACCGAGGGAACUCUGAUUAGCCCCAAAUAUGGAGUCUACAAUGGUGCCCCAGGAUUGUGGUCCGAGGCUCAGACUGCUGGAUGGAAGAAGAUUAUCGAGGCUGUUCAUAAAAAUGGUUCGUUCGUUUCUUCUCAACUUUGGGCAUUAGGACGGGUAGCGACCCCAGAACUUUCCAAGGCCAGAAACCUGCCUCUGUACGGACCUUCUGAGAUUCAUUUUAGCGAACAAGCGAGGGAGGAAGCCGAAAAAUCUGGAGUAGAAUUGCAUGCACUCUCGACUGAAGAAGUCGAACAGCUUGUGCAGGAUUAUGUCGUUGCAGCAGAAAACGCUCUUGAAGGGGCCGGUGCCGAUAUGGUGGAAAUUCACGCUGCCAAUGGGUAUCUGCCAAAUCAGUUUAUUGAGGAGACCUCCAACCAGCGCACUGACAAGUACGGCGGUUCUAUCGAAAAUAGGUCCAGAUUUAUUAUGGAGGUUGUCGAUGCCAUUGGUGAAAGGUUUGGCUACGAGCGCGUGGGAAUCAGAUUCACACCGUGGUCUAAUUUCCAGGGUAUGCCUUCUGGAGACGACGCCCGAAUCAGUCCAAUGGUUACAUACGGAUAUUUGCUCAGCGAAUUUGAGAGAAGAGCAGCCUCAGGAAAAAGACUUGCAUAUAUCCUGACCACCGAGCCAAGGGUGGAAUGGUGGUUGGACCAGAAGGGAACUACUUCUCACCAUAACAGAUGGGUAUAUGAUAUCUGGAAGGGAGUCGUGAUUCGCUCUGGUGGGUACUUUACAGAUCCCAGUUACUCAACGCUCAUCGAACACGUGGAUGCCAAUAACCGCACUCUCAUUGGAAGCGCCAGAUCAUUCACCUCUAACCCAGACUUGCGCUCUCGCAUUCGUAAGGGACAGGAGCUUACCCCGUUUGAGAGAGAGUUCUUCUACACCCACACUAACUACGGGUACAAUACCUUUGGAGAUUACGGAGUUGAGAAAUUGGGUCCUGACUCUGAGCAGGCUUCCAGACCAUUGACGCCUCUCGCUUGA
Messenger RNA from Kuraishia capsulata CBS 1993, 1206 nucleotides. RefSeq lists its product as uncharacterized. The coding region runs from base 1 to 1206 and encodes 401 amino acids. Gene Ontology annotation, molecular function: NADPH dehydrogenase activity; FMN binding. NCBI's taxonomy places the organism in Eukaryota, Fungi, Ascomycota, Pichiomycetes, Pichiales, Pichiaceae. The transcript has a single exon. The record is from RefSeq and is a predicted model, not a curated record.